Messenger RNA from Bolinopsis microptera, 813 nucleotides. RefSeq names its product pseudouridine-5'-phosphatase-like. Bases 1 to 678 code for a protein of 225 amino acids. The transcript has a single exon. Gene Ontology annotation, molecular function: phosphatase activity. NCBI's taxonomy places the organism in Eukaryota, Metazoa, Ctenophora, Tentaculata, Lobata, Bolinopsidae. The record is from RefSeq and is a predicted model, not a curated record.
AUGGGAACACUAGGAAAUAUAACACACGUAAUAUUUGAUUUGGAUGGACUUAUUCUAAACACAGAGGUUCUCUACGACGUUGCAAUCCAGAAGAUCUUAGAUAGAUUUGACAAAACAUAUACGUACGAUCUGAAAAUGAAAGUCAUGGGAAUGAAAUAUCACAAAGCAAUGGAACUUAUUCAAAAAGAACUUGACAUUCCGAUCUCACCCGAUGACUUGGUCACUGAAAGUAUGAACAAUCUUAAGGAACUAUUCAUGAAAUGUGGAACCAUGCCCGGCGCUGAGAAAUUAAUCCGACAUCUAGAAAAACAUAAUAUUCCAAUGUGUAUAGCAACUGGAAGCUCAUCAGCUGAUUACCAGCUCAAAACUCACUCUCACAAAGAUCUGAUCAGCUUGAUGGAGUUCGCUGUACGUUCUGAUGAUCCCGAGGUUAAGUUUGGAAAACCUAAUCCUGAUAUCUUUCUUCUUGCCAUGAGCAGGUUCAAGUCACCGCCUGUUUCUUCUAAGAACUGCUUGGUGCUGGAGGAUGCCCCGAAUGGUAUUAAAGCAGCUUUAGCAGCCGAGAUGAUGUGCGUGAUGGUGCCGGAUCCUAGACUGCAAGCUAUCCCACCAGCUCACUUAGUAUUGAAGUCGUUAGAAGAGUUUAGUCCUACAAGUUUUGGGUUACCUCCGUUCUAAGUCAUGAUAUUGGCAACAAAGUAGAUAUAUAGCGCAUGCUUGGGUAGCUUUUUCUUUCACGAGGUAAUUUAUUGACUUUUAUGGAAUGCUGUCUAAACAUAUUCAUUUCAGGAUUCAUUUACUUGACCCCACCAA